CUCCCCGUCCGCUCUACCCAUUGGUAAUAUUAUUUGUAAUGUUAAAAUGUGGUAAAGAGAUUAAACCCUGAAUUCUGCGUUGAUCUGUAGGAAGAAAAUCGACACGAGGCUGUGUCUGGAAGAACAGUCAGUGUCGGUCACCGGGAGAUGUUAGCAAAACUAGACGUGAAGUGUAAGGCGGAAAUUAGAAAGGAACUCCUGUUUCAACACAAAGAGCGAGAGAGGCUUAUAGAGAAACAGCUGCGGUCACGGGAAGAACAAGCGAUGGCAGCGUCCCUGGCAGGCGGAGGGAGGAGUGAGGUCCAAUGGAUGGUUCAGUGUCUCCAGGUUCAGCGUCACCUUCGGCGAUGGGUCUCCCUCAAACAUGAACUCCAUCAGCUCAGAGAGCAGCUCACAGCCACAACUCCAGGCAACACCACAUCGUGGCCACUGGUGAGCGAGGCCGAUGAGGAGAUGAGAGAGGUGUGCGAACAUGCGGGAGGCCGUCCUUUAGCCCUGAUGGAACUGCAGGAGGUGACGGCCUUGCUGGAGCUCAGAGAGACCAGCCUGCUGGAGCUCGCUGAUACCUUGAAGAAGUUCACCUCGCACAAGGGUGUGGUUGAAGCUGAAGAUCUGGCUGAGGAGCUGAAAAGCUUCAGACAUGAGAGGAUGAAGAGCCUGCGGUUGGAACUGGAGGCAAUGAAGAGCGCGAAGACAGCACAACGUGAAGACAGGAGGCACAAGCAGGAGAACCAGGUGAAGGAGCUUGAGGCAGAUCUGGAGGAAGAGCGGAAAGUGGAUGCAGAGAUCAUGGAUCAGAAACGGUUUGAGCAGCAACGAAAACAGCAUCUCCAGGCGGUGGAGGAAAGAAUGAAACUCCAGGACCACCUGGAAAGAGGAGAGCUCACCAACCCACUCCGAGAGAACCUGGUGGAGGAGCAGAGUGAGAGCCUGGGGCUCCAGCAGACCUCUCUGCAGCAAGAGACUGUGCGAAUCGAGAAGGAGCAAGAAGCCAGAAGGGAACAGAAGAGAGCCUGGGGUCUCAGACACAUUCUGGAAAAGAUGGCAGUGGAGGAACAGGAAGACGAUGCUCGAUAUUCUUGUCAAAUUGAGCACCUUUUGACUGAAGUCACCAAAGACUUUCAGCAAGCGGCAACCUUCUCCCCCCUGAGGAUUCCAUUACUUCAGGCAGAGUUCAGUCAUCCUGGACUCCAGGAGGGAGACCAGGCUCAGCAUCUGAAAUCAUCCCCAAUGCUCCAACACCUUCAGGAAGCAGAUGAAAAGCUGGAAGCCAACUUGGAGCCAAAGGUGUUGGGACAAAGUGAAGACCAUCAACAGGAGUGGAGCCCAAACAUGGCCAGAUACCAAGUAACAGACCAACCUUUUAUUGACCUGCUGGAUGCCCAGUGGACUUGCGAAGGGGAACUGAUCCCAGUAAACCCCGAGAGGCUGUCACUGACGGAAUUUGUCGUCUAUCGCUUCGGGACCUUCAUCGUGCAACUCAUGAAACGAUCUAUCAACGCUCCCGAGGUCAGUCUGCUUCUUGCCUGCAGUUUGCCACGCAACGAUUAUACUUACAACGCCUUCCGCAACUCCUUCUUUUACCAGCACUCCGAGAGGCGGCUGUUUAUCCGGCGUCAACGAUUGAAAUCACUCGGUGAUUUUGCCCUCCUUUUGGCCCACUGUCUGGCUCACGUCACUGCAGAUGAACUGAGCGAUGACACCAAUCCUCUCUUCCUCAGGCUCUUCCACCAGGCUGUCAAAGCCUUAUUCAAUUACAUGUUUUCCACCCGACUCUGCCUUACUCCUGCUUCACAAGCGUGUGAGCUGAGCCGUCGCUCAAGGGACAACCCUUACCGGGGGAACUCUGCUCUGAAGAGUAUUUUGACACCAUUUCCGAGUUACUGAACCUGAAUAUGAAGGAGGCGACACAGGUGGAAUUCUCUGCUGAGAAGCUGCAGAUGUGCGAGGAAGCUGGGACGUCCCGUGUGACUGGAAAGUCUCUGGAGAACCAGGGAAUCACAAAGACAAAUGCAGAGAGGAAUACGCAACGACUGUGGAGUCGGAUUAGAGUGCAGGAGAGCAAUGGAGAUGGACUGGAAUCAAGGGCAGAGCUGGAGCGGGAGCGCAUUGAGGAGAAGAUCGAUAAUCUCACUGCUGAGCUAACUGUGGCUCUUCAGUCGGUGCUGACGAUGCAGGAAAAUGCGGUAGCAAAGAAACAAGCUUUCUUGGAGCAAGUGAGGGAACUGGAGGCAGAGCUGGACUCUUGGGAAAAUGUAACCUCUUAGCUCCUUACGAUUUAAUAGAAAUGUGACCAUCUAUUCAGCAGUACACAUACUCUAUUCAAUCUAUUUAUUGAUCAAUGGCUUAUUGCUCUCCAUGGCCUUGCUCCUCCGUACUUCUGUGAUCUGCUAAGCCCAUACCGAUCUGUCCGUUCCUUCCCCUCUCUGCUCAAUGUCCCGACCGGCCCGCCCCAUGAUCAGUGGUCGGGCCUUCAGCGCCUCUGCCUGGAACAUCAUCUGGAACUCCAU
This is a messenger RNA of Callorhinchus milii (elephant shark), 2510 nucleotides long. RefSeq names its product trichohyalin-like. NCBI's taxonomy places the organism in Eukaryota, Metazoa, Chordata, Chondrichthyes, Chimaeriformes, Callorhinchidae. The record is from RefSeq and is a predicted model, not a curated record. The transcript is spliced from 14 exons. The coding region runs from base 148 to 1887 and encodes 579 amino acids.